AGAGAGCGUGUGAGCGUCUGAGUGUCGCUUUAAUUAGCAGGGCUCGUCACUCCCACCAUCGCCUCCCAGCAGCACAAGUGUCCCUCCCCUCAUCUUCUUCCUCCACCCGCAGCUCCUCCGGAAGCGAAGCGAAGCUCGGUCCCGCGGCUACGCAGAUAAGAAAAUGCAACGCGCAAUUCAAGCUAUUGGAUCACAUGGCAGUGUGCUCAAAUCUGCUGUUCUGAAACACAUCAGUGUUGCGAAGCCUGCUAUGCUGCCUGCUGUGUUUCCGCGUUUCAUGUCAGUGUCAUCUGCUCAAAUAGAGGAGAGUGGAUUUGAGAGCGGCACUAUUGCUGAUAUUCUGAAGUCUAAAGGGAAGAGUGCUGAUGGAUCGUGGCUCUGGUGCACCACGGACGAUAGUGUCUAUGACGCUGUCAAAUCGAUGACUCAACACAAUGUGGGAGCUUUGGUGGUUGUUAAACCUGGACAGGAUAAAUCAAUUGCUGGUAUCGUCACUGAGAGAGAUUAUCUCCGGAAAAUCAUUGUGCAGGGUCGAUCCUCCAAGUCAACGAAGGUUGGAGAUAUCAUGACUGAAGAGAACAAGCUGAUCACGGUGAAACCUGACACUAGAGUGCUACAAGCAAUGCAGCUGAUGACAGAAAAGCGUAUUAGGCACAUCCCAGUGAUCGACAGCACGGGCAUGGUGGGGAUGGUCUCCAUCGGUGACAUCGUCCGCGCGGUGGUCAGCGAGCACAAGGAGGAGCUGAACCGGCUCAACGCCUACAUCCAGGGAGGAUACUAGGACCCUAUCCGGCCAGCGUUCGCUGGGCGUCCCUUUGAACUCUAAUAAUGAUCAGGGUGAUGAUGACGAAAUGUAGGCCGUGUUUUUCUGUAGACAAUGGCCGUUGUUGAACUUAUAUUUGUGUGCGAUUUUCCCCGCUUUGUUCA
This is a messenger RNA of Lolium perenne, 927 nucleotides long. Its product is annotated as CBS domain-containing protein CBSX3, mitochondrial. Lineage: Eukaryota; Viridiplantae; Streptophyta; Magnoliopsida; Poales; Poaceae. The record is from RefSeq and is a predicted model, not a curated record.